This is a messenger RNA of Brassica napus (rape), 1507 nucleotides long. Its product is annotated as NDR1/HIN1-like protein 6. The record is from RefSeq and is a predicted model, not a curated record. The transcript is spliced from 2 exons. The coding region runs from base 422 to 1252 and encodes 276 amino acids. NCBI's taxonomy places the organism in Eukaryota, Viridiplantae, Streptophyta, Magnoliopsida, Brassicales, Brassicaceae. Gene Ontology annotation, cellular component: plasma membrane.
UGGUGGCUUUAAUUAGAGUACUUUUCAUGUGAUUUGUGUAAAAUUUUCCGAACUUAUUCUGUUUACCAUUCUAUAAAGGGAUAGCAAAUCUAUUUUUAUUCAUUUCUUUAUUUUUAUUUCAAAAUAGAAUAAAGUUUUAACGUAUAAUUCAUUUUAGUUAAGAAGUUAUUUUAUUAAAAAAAUACAUUAAACUUAUCUAAAGCGUAUUAAUUAUUUAUAUAAGCCGUUAUUUUAUUUUGAAGAAAAAUUGAGUGAUACGAGAUGUUAGUUUUAUUAUGUAUAUAUAUAUAUCAACGUGCUUCCCUCAACCGGUAAACGUGAGCCUGUUUGUGUUACACUGCAAGUUACUUGUGAAAACAUUGAGCAGUUCAAGUUCCAGAGAGCCAAAGGGCACGUCAGGUUAAUAAUUUCAUUGAUAUACAUGGAGAAGAACAGAGAUCACACAAGUCCUACGCAUUCCAUGGCCGCGGCAGAGAUGUUUCUUAAACCGGUGCUUCAGAAACCACCCGGCUACCAUGAGCUUCACGCGCCUCCUGAAACUCCAAACGCAUUAUCAUCUUCAUCCACGCUUCGUCGCCGGCCACCUAAGUUUAUGAUCCCGCCGUCCUUUUAUCCGGAUAAGAAGAAAAAGUGGAGUCGUUGCCGCGUCUUUUGCUGCUGCUUCUGCAUCACCGUCGCCAUACUCAUCCUCCUCCUUAUAAUCGCCGUCUCCGUCUUCUUCCUCUGGUACAGCCCGAGACUCCCCGUCGUACGCCUCGCCUCCUUCCGCGUCAGCAACUUCAACUUUUCCAACGGGAAACCCCGCGACGGUUUGUCGCACUUGACGGCGGAGGCUUCUGCGAGGCUCGAUUUCAGAAAUCCCAACGGGAAGCUACGGUACUAUUACGGCGACGCUGACGUGGCGGUGAGCGUAGGAGAUGGCGAUUACGAGACGAGUCUAGGGUCAACGGAAGUCAAAGGGUUUAUGCAAAAGCCGGGGAAUCGGACGGUUGUGAUCGUUCCGGUUAAAGUGAAGAGAGAAGAGGUGGAUGAUCCGACGGUUAAGAUGCUUUUAGCGGAGAUGAAGAGUAAGAAGUUGGUGGUGAAGGUGACAGCUAAAACGAAGCUUGGAUUGGCUGUGGGAAGGCGUAAGAUUCUUACGGUGGGGAUUACUCUCAGAUGCGGUGGCGUGACGUUACAGAAGGUGGAUAAACAGAUGGCUAAAUGCACCAUCAAAAUGCUUAAAUGGUACGUACAAUUACUACUACCUUGAUUAAUGAUUAGUGUACAUAAAUAAAUAAAUUAUUUAAAUCGCAGGAUUAAGUUGCACUCAUAAGCAAUGAUCAUGAUGAUGGAUAUCAUUUUUCAUCAAAGAUUCAUCAGAAUUAUACGACUCGAAGUGUUCAGGCUUCACGAAAGUGUCACAGUAUCUGAUUUUUGCUUUCCUUAUUGUUUUUUACUGAAAGAUUGCAUAUAAAUGAUCGAGAAAAAGACAAAAAUAGCACUAAAUCAAGUUUUUGUUCCCAAA